UGGCCGCAAACAGGUCAAGUUCUUAGAUUCGUUUGCAAUGCCAAGCUCGUCUGCACAAAUCUCGACUUGACUCAACUAAUAAAUUCCCCUAUUAUCCAAGUACCUUCACUACUGUCACCUCCAUGGACUCAGCCGAGUUUGUACGCGGUGAACUUACUUCCCUGCUUGAAGGUCUUCCAGAAGGCGAAGCAGCGAACGAUGUGUGGGUAGACGCUAUCUUGGAAAAAUACAGCGAGCCGCAUCGCUACUAUCACACCCUGACGCACCUCGAAGCCAUGCUCCGGUGUCUACAAGCAAGCAAGAGACACAUCCACGAUCCAACAUCGCUUUCCCUCGCCAUUCUCUUCCACGACAUCGUUUAUAACCCUCAGGAGAGGAACAAUGAAAUCCUGAGCAUAGACAUGUUCGAAAGGUUUGCUAUGGACAAGUGCCUUCCUGCCGAGCAAACCUCGAAGGUGUCUCUUUUCAUUGAAAGAACCAUCACACACACGUUACCGGAGGAGGCCGGAGAGGAGGGGAACUCGUCAGACUUGCACUUUUUCUUGGACUCCGACCUCGAGGUUUUGUCCCGCCCUUCGGAUGCCUACCGCGCAUAUGCAUCUCAAAUCCGCAAGGAAUAUUCGCAUGUUCCUAUAAAUGACUACCGGGCAGGCCGUAUCGCGGUGUUGCAGAAGUUUCUUGCGAGAGAAAGGAUCUAUUUCAGCCAGGAGUUCCAUGCAGAGUGUGAAGCAGCUGCUAGAAGAAAUUUACAACAGGAGAUACAUGAUCUGACGGACAGUUAAUUCAUCUACAAGUGGUAUUGAGAGUGGAGCUGUUCGUACUUCGAACCCAAUAUUGGAUAUCAAACACUUGAUGCACGAAGAUGGGGAGAGCUAACCCAUUGAAGCACCGAGCCAUUGAAGCACCGAGCAUACCGCUCGGCGCUGGCCACGA
Molecule: messenger RNA, 933 nt
Organism: Desarmillaria tabescens
Lineage: Eukaryota; Fungi; Basidiomycota; Agaricomycetes; Agaricales; Physalacriaceae
Exons: 1
Coding region: 123-782 (219 amino acids)
Source: RefSeq, a predicted model, not a curated record